This is a messenger RNA of Hibiscus syriacus, 2006 nucleotides long. RefSeq names its product protein CLT1, chloroplastic-like. The transcript has 10 exons. NCBI's taxonomy places the organism in Eukaryota, Viridiplantae, Streptophyta, Magnoliopsida, Malvales, Malvaceae. The coding region runs from base 102 to 1448 and encodes 448 amino acids. The record is from RefSeq and is a predicted model, not a curated record.
UAAACUAGAGCUUGCAAAAGCUCACCAAAUUACUCUUUAUCGUCUAGUAAUAUAAUUUCUUUCCACAUUUGAUUUCUAGUUUUACUUGAAAAUCAGUCGACAUGGCUUUGUAUUUUCGCCGUUUAACGGCCGGUCCAACGAUACCCGACGUUCCGGCUCAAUAUCGGAAGUUUAAUCCGACGGUCGAGAUUCCUGCUUUCCCUCUGCUGCCUUACAAUAAAUACCGGUCGCUAGGAAUCUCUCUGAGGUCGAGAAAGCAUUGGUUAGUGGAGGCGGUAGGGCCGACAGGAAGACCGGAGGGCGGAGAUGGCGCGAAGAAGGCGGCAGUGGGACAAGGGCCAGGCGCGUGCUCGUAUUCAUUGGGUGAUCGAAGGGUGGGAGAGCGGACGACGGAGAUAGAGAGGAAUCGGAAGGUGGAGGUGGUGAUUGCAGCGGGGGUGACGGUGGUGUUGGGAGUAGGGAAUCGAGUGCUUUAUAAGCUGGCUUUGGUACCUCUCAAGCAUUACCCAUUUUUUCUGGCUCAGCUCGCCACAUUCGGGUAUGUACUUGUAUACUUUUCUAUAUUGUAUUUCCGGUAUCAUGCUGGUAUAGUUACAGACGAGAUGCUUUCCGUGCCAAAAGCUCCAUUGCUUGGUGUUGGCCUUUUGGAGGCUCUUGCCGCUGCGACUGGAAUGGCAGCUGGAGCAAUUCUAUCUGGGGCUUCUAUUCCAAUUUUAUCUCAGACAUCUCUUGUGUGGCAAAUUUUCCUGUCCAUGAUCUUUCUUGGGAGGAGAUAUAGAGUAAAUCAACUACUUGGAUGCUUUCUUGUAGCUGUUGGUGUAGUCAUAACCGUAGCAAGUGGGUCCAGCAGUGGUUAUUCAUUGAAGGAGGCUAGCAUAUUUUGGAGUUUAUUGAUGAUAUUUUCGUUUUUAUUGCAAGCAGCUGAUACUGUUUUGAAGGAAGUAAUCUUUUUGGAUGCUGCAAAGCGAUUAAAGUGUGGUUCAGUAGAUCUAUUUGUUGUAAAUUCCUAUGGAUCUGCAUUUCAAGCACUGUUCAUUUUCCUACUUCUACCCUUUUUAUCAAAACUUUGGGGCAUCCCAUUUAGCCAGCUUCCAAACUAUCUUAAAGAUGGUGCAGCUUGCUUCUUGAACAUAGGUGGCACUUUAUCCAGCGUAGGAUGUGAUGGUGCACCGCUACUUCCCUUGCUCUUUGUUAUUGUCAACAUGGGUUUCAACAUAUCAUUGCUGCAUCUUCUCAAGAUCUCUUCCGGUGUGGUUUCUUCACUUGCGUCAACUUUUUCGGUGCCUAUUUCAGUCUACGUGUUCACGUUGCCGCUGCCGUAUCUCGGUGUAGCGUCAUCGCUUCCAACUGGUUUCGUAGCAGGAGCAAUCAUCCUAGUGUUGGGGUUGCUUAUCUAUUCCUGGUCACCGUCUGGUUCACCCACGGCGUUACCCUCACCCUCUAGAUAGAAUGUGAUAAUUUACUCAUCGUCAAGAACAAAAUGAAACCAAUAAUAUUGCACCAUAUCAAGUAAAAGCAGAGCAAGGCUGGCCCCUGCAAUUGAGUGAAUUAGGGUAAGAGGAAAUGUCGAUCCUUUGUUCUAAAACGUUGGAUUCCUUAUUGUGCAUAUGAUCCUUGUAUGCGUUCCCAUUGAGAUUGUCUUCACAGAUCGUCACCAGGGUCGACAAAUGAAUUGAAUUGCUCGAAUCUUGAAUGAGAUAAUUUGAGAAAUUUUGGUACGUUCCUUGCGUUUAUGUUAAUGUGAUAUAUGUGAGAUGUAAGUUCGUAGGGUGGUAGGUUGAAACAACUUAUGUCUCAUUAGUAUACUUAAUGGGACCUCUAUAUACGGGGUUAAACACCAUAGUUGAGAGCAUGUCUUGUGGUUCAAAUCACUGAUGGAUGUUUGCCCGUUAAAGAUGUCAUCUCUACCAACUUGAACCUCCUGUAUUAACAUUAACAAACUCAUCAUACAUCUCAUACUCGAUGACCAUUUGUAGUGAGAUUGGUAUCAAAACAUUGACAUUUCA